AUGCCUGUUCUGUCCCAUAUCCCCGUCUCCCAAGUGACAAUCGGAAGAAUACGUGCCUAUAGACUGGCCGGGAGCAAAUUGAUAUUCUUCGAUAUCUUCCAGGAUGGACACAAGGUCCAGGUUAUGUGCAACAUUCGCAAGCUGGACGGAGUAGCUCCCGAUGCUUUCAAGAGAUUCUACCGUCUCCUUCGCCGCGGCGAUACUUUCUCCGUAACAGGUAAACCACACCGCACAGGAACCGGAGAGCUCACUGUUCUUGCAACUGAGCUUCCUCGGUUGCUGUCGCCUUGCCUGCACGAUGUCCCCGUCGACGCCGAAGAGCAUGAGACCUCUCCCUACCCACGCCAUGUCCAGUUCCUUGCCGACCAGAAGGCGGCAGAUAUCGUUCGAGCUCGAUCAGCUAUAAUUCAAUUUCUGCGCCAGUUCUUUCUCGACAGAUCGUUUAUGGAAGUCAGCACUCCCAUCAUUGGCUCGAUAGCUGGCGGAGCGAUUGCCCGCCCGUUUCAAACUUCUGCUACCGAAUUUCCCGACAGGCAGCUGUCUCUGAGAAUCGCGCCAGAGCUAUGGCUGAAGCGCUUAGUCGUCGGUGGGUUCGACAAAGUGUUCGAGAUUGGCCCAUCAUUUCGGAACGAAGGCCUGGACAAAACGCAUAAUCCCGAAUUUACAACCUGUGAAUUCUACCAUGCAUACGCCAACCUGGAAGAUCUGAUGUCCAUCACAGAGAACCUCCUAUCAGGCAUGGCGGCACAUAUUCAGGAGUUCAACGAGAACGCUAGCCUGAAACCACCAGAAGUCGACUUCUCGGCUCCCUUCCGUCGAGUAGACUUUACCACCGGCAUUGAAGACAAGAUUGGUCGCAGACUCCCCGACCUCACCACGCCAGAUGCCCUAGACCAUGUCAACCAGCUAUUCAGAGACCUUUCCCUUCCUAUUCCCAAGGACCCCACUCUUCCCCGUCUCCUGGACGAGCUCUGCGGCACCUACCUCGAACCCGAAUGCAUCAACCCGACCUUCAUCAUUAAUCCUCCAGAGUGUCUCUCCCCCCUGUCAAAGUCCUUCAUCCACCCCGUCAAUCAGCAGCGUGUCGCAGCGCGCGCGGAGCUGUUCAUCGACGGACGGGAGAUCGUUAACACCUAUGAAGAGGAGAAUUCUCCCUUUGAGCAGAGACGGAAAUUCGAGGACCAAGUCCGCUACAGUAAGGGCACCGAUGAGCCCGCGGAGAUUGAUGAGAGCUACCUUGAAGCGUUGGAGUGGGGGUUGCCUUCUACCGGUGGAUGGGGCUGUGGCAUUGAUCGCCUCUGCAUGCUCUUCACCGGUGCAAAGAGGAUCGGGGAUGUCCUUCCUUUUGGAAACCUUCGCGCCGUAACCCGUCGCCAUGAUGGUCUUUCGAGGACUACCGAUUGA
Molecule: messenger RNA, 1404 nt
Organism: Aspergillus viridinutans
Lineage: Eukaryota; Fungi; Ascomycota; Eurotiomycetes; Eurotiales; Aspergillaceae
Product: putative lysyl-tRNA synthetase
Exons: 4
Coding region: 1-1404 (467 amino acids)
Biological process (GO): mitochondrial lysyl-tRNA aminoacylation
Cellular component (GO): cytoplasm; mitochondrion
Molecular function (GO): lysine-tRNA ligase activity; tRNA binding; ATP binding
Source: RefSeq, a predicted model, not a curated record